Labrus mixtus (cuckoo wrasse) is the source of this 1315-nucleotide messenger RNA. It is a transcript of the gene cibar1, whose product is annotated as CBY1 interacting BAR domain containing 1. The transcript has 9 exons. NCBI's taxonomy places the organism in Eukaryota, Metazoa, Chordata, Actinopteri, Labriformes, Labridae. The record is from RefSeq and is a predicted model, not a curated record. Gene Ontology annotation, cellular component: ciliary transition zone; ciliary basal body. Gene Ontology annotation, biological process: cilium assembly.
CGAUAAACUUUGCUGAAUCGAAUAUACUAUUUAUUAAUUUCCUUUCUGCAAAGAUGAGUCGGACGCCGGAUGCAAGAGCGAGGGACAACCAGACAAGAAAGAUCCAGGAAAAUAUCACCAAUGUGGAGAAACAUUUCGGAGAGAUGUGCCAACUGUUCGCUGCCUACGCGCGCAAAACAGCCCGGCUACGAGACAAGGCAGAUCUCCUGGUCCGGGAAAUUGGCUUGUAUGCAGACAUGGAAACACCAAACCUGAAAAAGGGAAUGAAACAGUUUGCUGACCACCUGGCCAAGGUCGAAGACUACCGCCAGGCGGAGGUGGAAAGACUCGAAGCCAAAGUCAUCGAGCCUUUGAAAAGUUAUGGUGCUGUAGUGAAACGGAAAAGGGAGGAUCUGAAGACGACUCAGAGUGCCAGAGACAGAGAGACCAAACAGAUGGCUCAGCUUGAGAGAACCCGGCAGAGAAACCCCUCCGACAGGCAGAUCAUCUCUCAGGUGUGUCUCUCAAGCCCAGGUAAAAGGUAUCAAUUUUCUGAUUGGUAACUUCAGGCUGAGAGCGAGCUCCAGAGAGCCACCAUGGACGCCACGCGGACCACCAGGCAGCUGGAGGAGACCAUAGACGAGUUUGAGAUUCAGAAGAUCCGGGACAUCAAGAGGAUCUUUGGAGAGUUUGUGACGGUGGAGAUGUCGUUCCACGCAAAGGCCCUGGAGGUUUACACAUUGGCCUUCCAGAGCAUUCAAAGUGUGGACGAAGAGGAGGACCUGGAGGUGUUCAGGAGCUCGCUGCACCCCCCUGACUACCAGUCACGCUUAGACUUAGUGCGAGCUAAUUCCAAAACCUCCCUCGAUCGGACCGGGUCCUUCCUCAGUACAUCAGGGACCUUACAGCAACAAAGAACCAGCAACCGCCAGACGAGGAGAGAGGAGGAGGAAGAGGAUGAGGAGGAGGAUGAGGAGGAAUCUGAAGAGGAGGAUGAAGAGGACAACUCUGAUGAUGAAAAUUAAUUUUUCUUUGCUGUACAGAAGAAAGAAAGGAAUAUUAAAAAAGGUGUGUUAGUGUUGUGCGGCCUCGUAACAGACCAGCUGUGUCAUUGCCAAACUCACCUGACACAGGUGCUGUGAGCAGUGUUGUAGUGAAAGUAGUCGUGCGAUGCAGAACAUGUUGUUCUUUACUACCAUUUGUCUUUGAGCCAGUUAUUGUCUUAGCUUUGUUUUUUUAUACAUAACACAGCCAAAAUGAAAACAGUAUUUCAUUAUUCUGCUUUUUAUUGCUUCAUGUUAUUCAUCUUUUAGGAAUAAAUCACUUUUCAUAUUGA